Messenger RNA from Morone saxatilis (striped sea-bass), 3110 nucleotides. It is a transcript of the gene ece1, whose product is annotated as endothelin converting enzyme 1. Gene Ontology annotation, biological process: peptide hormone processing. Lineage: Eukaryota; Metazoa; Chordata; Actinopteri; Moronidae. The coding region runs from base 1 to 2301 and encodes 766 amino acids. Gene Ontology annotation, molecular function: metalloendopeptidase activity. Gene Ontology annotation, cellular component: plasma membrane. The transcript is spliced from 18 exons. The record is from RefSeq and is a predicted model, not a curated record.
AUGGAAGCACUGAGAGAGUCUUUUCUGCAUUUAACUUUUCAGAUGUCAACGUAUAAGAGAGCCACACUGGAUGAAGAAGACCUGGUGGACUCCACCGGUGACGACAUCUACCCAUCAUCACCUAUGCAGGUGACUCUUCUGCAUGGCCGUGGUCCCACGUGUUGGCCAGACCGAACACAGAGAGAGAGGAAGCUGCUGUUCUUACUGUGUGUUGUGUCUGUGGGCCUGUUUAUAUCUCUCAUCACAACUGGGGUCUUCUACAAGCAGACUCAUCCGGGCUUGUGCCUAACAGAGCCAUGCAUCACUGUGGCCAGUACAGUCAUGGAAGCUCUGGACAGAUCAAUAGACCCCUGCCAUGACUUCUACAAUUUUGCCUGUGGGGGCUGGGUGAAAAACAACCCCCUCCCCGAGGGCAAGUCCCGCUGGGGGCCUUUCAGCAACCUCUGGGAGCACAACAUGCUUGUAAUGAAGCAUUUAUUAGAAAACACAACGAUGAAAGGUCUGAGUAAGGCUGAGGAAAAGGCCCAGCAGUAUUAUCAUGCCUGCAUGAAUGAGGCCAAGAUUGAGGAAUUAGGACCUAAGCCACUACAGGAGCUAAUCAGCCAGAUAGGAGGAUGGGCCCUGACCGAAUCCUGGGACAAGGACAACUUCCAGGAAGUCUUGCGUUCGGUGUCAGCCAGCUAUCGCACCUCGCCUUUCUUCACCGUGUUUGUCAGCACUGACUCCAAAAACUCCAACAGUAACAUCAUCCAGGUGGAUCAGUCCAGCCUGGGACUACCUUCACGGGAUUACUACCUCAACAAAACAGCAAAUGAAAAGUAUCUGACAGCAUACCUCAGCUUCCUGGUGGAGCUAGGGGUUCUCCUGGGUGGCUCUGAGGAGACGUCUCGGACGCUGAUGGAGGAGAUCGUGGACUUUGAAACCGCCCUUGCCAACAUUACAGUCCCGCAGGAGGAGAGGAGAGAUGAGGAGCUCAUCUACCAUAAGAUGGAGGCCAAGGACUUGAAAACUCUUGUACCUGCAGUGGACUGGAUGCCGUACCUCACAGAAGUGUUUGCUCCUGUUCCGCUCAACGAGUCGGAGCCAGUGGUUGUUUAUGCCAAAGAAUACCUCCAGAAAGUUUCUGACCUCAUAACUAAAACAAAUAAAAGCCUACUCAACAACUACAUGAUAAUGAAGGUGGUGAGGAAGAUGGUGUCCAUUUUGGACCAGAGGUUCCAGGAUGCCGAGCAGCGCUUUCUCGAGGUCAUGUACGGAACCAAGAAGAGCUGCACUCCACGCUGGAAGCUGUGCGUCAGCGAUACAGACAGCGCCCUGGGCUUCGCUCUUGGAGCCAUGUUUGUCAAAGCCACCUUUGCUGAGGACAGCAAGGCCAUUGCUGAAGAUAUGGUUGCAGAAAUUAAAUGGGCAUUUGAGGAAAGCCUGAAGUAUGUGAGCUGGAUGGACUCGGAGACAAAAAAAGCAGCGAAAGAAAAGGCAGAUGCGAUAUACAACAUGGUCGGAUAUCCAGAGUUCAUCAUGAACGCCACAAAGCUGGACAAAGUGUUCAAUGAUUUCAGUGUGGUGUCAGAGCUUUACUUCCAAAACGUCAUGCAAUACUACAACUUCUCAGCUAGAGUGACUGCGGACCAGCUGAGGAAAACUCCCAACAGAAACCAGUGGAGCAUGACCCCUCCGACCGUGAAUGCAUAUUACAACCCAACCAAGAAUGAGAUGGUUCUGCCGGCAGGAAUUCUUCAGGCUCCUUUCUAUAGUCGUUCAUGGCCUAAAGCUCUUAACUUUGGUGGAAUUGGAGUUGUCAUGGGACAUGAACUGACUCACGCUUUUGAUGACCAAGGGAGGGAAUACGACAAGGAUGGAAACCUGCGUCCCUGGUGGAAGAACUCUUCUGUGGAGGCCUUUAAGAAGCAGACCCAGUGCAUGGUGGAGCAGUACGGAAAUUACAGCAUCAACAAGGAGCCUCUGAAUGGAAGACACACCCUGGGAGAGAACAUCGCUGACAACGGUGGACUCAAGGCCGCCUACAAGGCUUACGUGAACUGGAUCAAAAAGAACGGCGAGGAGGCCACACUGCCUGCGCUGGGAAUGACCAACCAUCAGCUGUUUUUUGUAGGAUUUGCCCAGGUAUGGUGCUCUGUCAGGACACCUGAGAGUUCACACGAGGGCGUAAUCACAGAUCCUCACAGUCCGUCAAGAUUUAGAGUCAUCGGCACCAUCUCUAAUUCACACGAAUUCUCGAAGCACUUUGGCUGCAAAGCAAAUGCUCCCAUGAACCCUAAACACAAGUGCGAGCUUUGGUGAUGCCUCGUUGCUCGGUGCUGUUUAUCAGUGGAUGUGCGAAAUGGACAUUGGGGGAAAAAAAAAAUAGCUUGAGAUACUGAAAAAGUCUCUCCGGACAGGGAACGCAAGAACCACUGAAAACUCCCACUGCCUUGCUACUUAAUGCUUAUCGGACUCCUUAUCAGGACAAAAUGCUGCUCUGUAUGGAGGACUCUAAUCUUCAGUGCUUCUCUGCAAGGACUGUUGGUUUCGCAUAAAGCUUUCCCCAACUUCUGAAGUUAAAUGUAGCUAUAAAUGUGCUUUAUGAACACUGGAAACCCAACAGUUGGUUACACAAAAUGGGGGAACCACUCUCGAAUUUUGUAAACUGCUCGUUUGUCACAAAAAAGUGAUAAAUAAGUAAAGUGAUGUUUUCUUAUUUUCCUGUAACUCUACACUGUGUUUGGAUCGGCUCCAGUUUACUUUUAUUGUGUUUUAUUUAUAGUCACAAAUUGUUAUGUGAGUGAAACCAGGAACCUGCAAGGUUUUUAAUUGGGUCAUUUAUUAGUAAUUGGUAUAAAUAUGUUUUAAUGUGUACAAUUUGGUUAAACUGUUACAUUUAAAAAAAAUAAAAAUAACAAUGGGAUAUUUGUGUUUAAAAGUGACAUAAUGUCCCAAUGCUCUCAUUUUAUUUCUAAAAUGUGAGACUAAUACAACCAGAAACAGAAUGAAGAAAAUUCACAGCAAUAAAAUAAAGCAUCAACAAUUUUUUUUCAUUCAGAACUUGUGCCAUACCUGUUUUUAUGAGCUUGUCACAAAUUAUUUUGUAUAGUAAAACCAAUCUUAAAACA